AUGUAUGCCCGGGUGUCACUGGUGUUUGGGAAUCCUGCACUUUCUUCUUUCGUGCCUGUCACAUACCAGCCAAAGCGUGCUGUCGGCGCUAUCAGCUGCCCCAUCGUCUUCGACGGCCGCGUACCCGUCGGCACCGCCGCCACGUUUUUUGACACCUCGAGCACGCUUUUCAACGCCGACUAUGUCAAGGGCGCCAACCUGAAAUGGUCUCAGAUGCUACAGUUUCCGAAUGUAUCCGGGUUUCGCUUUGAUGGAAACGAGUACGAGGCUAUCGAAGUCACGUUAAGAGUGGGAUUGCAGUUCGCGUCCGACUCAUCGACGGGGCCGGGCACGAGUGACGUCAAGACAUUGCAUUUGAGCGUCAAGCAGGAUGCAGAGAGGCCGUUGAAUUUGACGCAUGACUAUCUGAAUGUCUGGCACGAAACAGCCGACUACUCAGCCGAUCAUUUCAUGCUCGAAACCGACACUAUCAUCGGAAGCUCUGGCAGCGACAAGGCGAGCUGGAAGAUCUUGAACCGGAGCAAUCAGAUUCUCUGUACAGUUAAAGUCUACAAUUCCGCCGGCACCGCCGCUCUCACUGCUGCCACGGGUGCGCUUUCGGCUAAUAUCUCCGGGAACUGGCAAUUCCAGAUCGGGCUAUUGAAGAAACCCACCGGGACUAGCGAUGUUGUUGAUAGUGGGUAUCAAGAGAGUAACUUGAACGAAGGACAUAGUUACGGUAGGCUCUUUGUGGAGGAUAGUGCCCAUGGCUGUGUAACAACGUAA
Mytilinidion resinicola is the source of this 765-nucleotide messenger RNA. RefSeq lists its product as uncharacterized. NCBI's taxonomy places the organism in Eukaryota, Fungi, Ascomycota, Dothideomycetes, Mytilinidiales, Mytilinidiaceae. The record is from RefSeq and is a predicted model, not a curated record. The transcript is spliced from 6 exons. Bases 1 to 765 code for a protein of 254 amino acids.